This is a messenger RNA of Mugil cephalus (flathead mullet), 2203 nucleotides long. Its product is annotated as L-threo-3-hydroxyaspartate ammonia-lyase. Gene Ontology annotation, molecular function: threonine deaminase activity; L-serine ammonia-lyase activity. The record is from RefSeq and is a predicted model, not a curated record. Bases 145 to 1740 code for a protein of 531 amino acids. The transcript is spliced from 11 exons. Gene Ontology annotation, biological process: L-serine catabolic process; L-threonine catabolic process. NCBI's taxonomy places the organism in Eukaryota, Metazoa, Chordata, Actinopteri, Mugiliformes, Mugilidae.
UGGAAGAGGGGAGGAACCUGUGGCAGGAGACAUUACGGCGUGGACGCAGCUGCAGCCAGUGUCCUCUUAUCCCUCGGACACGACAGGCGAGGGAUUCAGAGCCAGACGGUUGUUGGACUGAAGGAGGAAAGUCCUCUAGCCAGGAUGAACUUUGCCGCCCAGUUAUUCUACUCAGGCUACCUGAGCGAGCGACUCGAGCGACUGUACUCCCCCAGACCUGCACUCAAAGACAGCGAGGAGAAUGACCCCUUCUGGCAGAGAGAGGAGCUGCGUUUGGGCCCCAGUCUGCCCGGCUGCUCUUACAAAUUUGGCUCCGUCUGCAAUGGCACCGCAGGCCGCAGACCCACCCUCAUCGAACCGGAGCGCCUGAAGGACUUCGGUGAGGAGGAACUUCUCAACGGGGAUGUGAGGGUCCAUGACCUCAAAGUGGUGGGGAGUCCCGAGAUCAAGCUGAUGGAACCCCCGAAAACCAGACGACUCAGCGAGUUCAGGACCGUCCCCAGACCCCCUAUUCUGUACCUCCGGUUUGAGGAUAUCAGCGCAGCAGCUUUCAGGAUCCAGUCAGGGAUCCAGAAGACGCCAUGCACAUACUCCAGACUCUCCAAACAGUAUGGGAUGGAGAUCUACCUGAAGAAGGAGCACCUGCACUACACGGGCUCGGUGAAGGAGAGAGGAGUGCUGUACCUGCUCGCCUCCCUCACGCAGGAGCAGCAGAGGAAGGGGGUCAUCGUGGCCACUGACUGUAACUUCUCCAUGGCCGUGGCCCACCACGCCGUGGAGCUGAAGAUCCCGGUGUUUGUCAUCAUGCCGUCGUGCUGCUCCUCGCCUCGUCUCAGGAUCUACAGAGACUACGGCGCCAUGGUGAUCUCUUACGGCAGCACGGGACGCGACUCCCGGAAACACGCCAGCCACCUGGCCAAAGAGAAUGGAUACCUCUACCUGGAAGAAGAUGAAAGUGAAGCGUACCUGGCAGGACUGGGCACUGUGGGCAUGGAGAUCUAUGAGCAGGUGCCCAAACUGGAUGCAGUGGUUGUUCCUGCUGCAGGACAGUACGGCCUUCUGGCUGGAACAGCUGCAGCCAUCAAACAUCUUAACUCACGGACUCUAGUCAUAGGAAUUGAACCGGAAGGCUUCCCUCUGCUUCUACAAUCUCUGAAAACAGACAGUCCGGUCAAAGACAUGCACAGCAACCCCAAUCAGAAGCUGUACGGAGAUCUUAUGGAGCGUUCGCUUGGUUGUAACACCUUCCAGCUGGCAAAGAAGCUGGUGGAUAGAGUCAUCUCCGUCAGAGAGGAGGACUGUCUGGUAGCAAUGCUGCGGUUUCAGGAGUUUGAACGCUCCACUGUGGACACAGAAGGAGCCAUGGGACUCGCUGCCAUCCUGGCCGGACAACUACCCGAGCUGAAGGGCAAAAGGGUUGCCGUGGUGGUGAGCAGCGCUAACAUGGAGCUGGAGCUGGUGAGGCAGUGCGUGGACAGAGCCCUGGUGCUGGACGAACGGGUCAGUAAAUUCUCCGUGCAGCUGGGAGAGUGGCCUGGAGACAUGGCCAGGCUGCUGGACAUCCUGUCCAGAGAGGACGUCAGGUUGUUGGACGUCUGCCAUCGGAAACACAGUGACAAGUCAGACCUCUUCAAGGCGAAGGUGGAGUGUGUGGUGGAAACCAGAGAUAAGACACAGAGCGCUCAGCUGCGGAAGAUGCUGAGCGAGCGCUACCCUUCUAUAUGCUGGCUGGACCGGUGAUCAGGGCAACACAAACUACACGCCACAAACACAUCCUGUAAGCUAUACUCCUCCUGUGACACACGAGCUCUGUUCUAUAAACUCAUUACGACGAUGCUUGUUCAGCAAGUGUAUGCAGAGAAGCCUGGAAGUUCUAGAGCAAAUGAUAUUUACUUGUGUUACUCACGCUGCUAUUGUUCUUGUUCAUCAUGGCACCCCUAAUUACAGUGUAGUGGCUAGACUGCACCCAGAGGAUGAACCUAGUUCUCUGCAGAGCAUGAAUCAUACCCUCUGCAUUAGCUGCAGCUCGGACUGUACAGAUAGACGCUUACUCCUCCUGCACUCACCCCCAGUCCCUAUCAUUAAAAGGUUUAUUUUUCAACGGAUACUGUUUUUAAAAUGCUGUAUAUAUUUCUGUAUUUAUACCAUCAAAGGUUGUAGAGUCAAUCCGAGUAAAUCCGAAUAAAGCUGGACGUAUGAGCCA